Messenger RNA from Prunus dulcis (almond), 1897 nucleotides. Its product is annotated as disease resistance protein RUN1-like. The record is from RefSeq and is a predicted model, not a curated record. Lineage: Eukaryota; Viridiplantae; Streptophyta; Magnoliopsida; Rosales; Rosaceae. The transcript is spliced from 3 exons. Gene Ontology annotation, biological process: defense response; signal transduction. Bases 54 to 1796 code for a protein of 580 amino acids. Gene Ontology annotation, molecular function: ADP binding.
UAAAGAUUCCAUUUGCUCGACUCAAAAUUGUUGCUUUUUAAGUCAAUGGAUGGAUGAUCCUUUCAUUUGGUCAUUCGCAAGCUGCUUGUUUAUACAAUCCAUCCAGGCAGUAUACUUGUUCACAAACCUCCAUGGCACUUGUAAGAGCAGCCGAUCCACAAACCUCCUCUGUUUCCAGUACUUGUCGAUAUUAUCGUUAUGACGUGUUCCUGAGUUUCAGAGGCCAAGACACUCGCAAGACUUUCACUGACCACCUCUACGCGAACCUUGUCAAAGCCGGAUUUCGCACUUUCCGAGACGACGAUGAAGUCGAGAGAGGAGAAGGUAUCAAGCCCGAACUGCAGAAAGCAAUCAAAUACUCACGAACUUCUGUUAUUGUGUUCUCGAAAAACUACGCGUCGUCCAGAUGGUGCCUUAACGAGCUCGUCAUGAUCCUUGAACGGCUCUCAGCUGACCAUGUCGUUUUACCUGUCUUCUACGACGUGGAUCCAUCCGAUGUGCGGAACCAGACAGGAAGUCUUGCAAAGGCAUUUGCUAGACACCAAAAAACCCAACCGUCGAACAAAGUGAAGGAAUGGCGGAAGGCACUUAAAGAGGUUGCAGAUCUGGCAGGGAUGGUCUUACAAAAUCAAGCUGAUGGAUACGAGUCAAAGUUUAUCAACAAGAUUGUUCAAGUGAUAGAAGAAAAACUAAGGCGUAAACCCCUAAGUGUUCCUCACAUCAUGAUCGGAAUGCAUUCUCAAUUAAACGAACUGAAUUUAUGGUUACAAGAUGGAUCAGAUGAUGUUGGCAUACUUGUAAUUUAUGGCAUGAGUGGAAUAGGGAAGACAACCAUUGCAAAGUUUGUUUAUAAUUCAAACUAUGGAAGGUUUGAAGGAGGGAGCUUCCUUGAAAACAUAAGAGAAGUUUCGCAGCAACCCAAUGGCUUAGUUCAAUUACAAACACAGCUUCUUUCUAAUAUUUUGAAUGGGAGAAAUAUGAAAAUAAGCAGUGUUAGUGAAGGAUUAACUGAGAUUGAAGAUGCAAUAAGCUCUAAGAAGGUUCUCCUUGUUCUCGAUGAUGUGGAUCAUAUGGAUCAAUUAGAUGCAGUAUUUCAGAUGAAAGAUCAGUUUUAUCCAGGAAGUAAAAUCAUAAUAACAACUAGGCAUGCAAGAUUGUUAAGGGCUCAUCAAGUUACUAAGGUGCAUGAAGUUGAAACUUUGAAUUCCGAGGAAUCAUUGGAGCUUUUUAGUUGGCACGCUUUUGGUCAAGACCAUCCCAUUGAAGGUUACAUAGAAUAUUCGCAAAAAAUAGUGGGUCAUUGCGGAGGACUUCCAUUAGCUCUUAAAGUUUUAGGUUCUUCUAUGUACUUGGGGGAUAGUAUAGAUGUAUGGAAAAGUGCAUUGGAGAAGUUAGAAGCCAUUCCAAAUGGGGAAAUAGUAAAUAAACUAAGAGUAAGCUAUGACUCUUUGCAAGAUGACCAUGACCGAAAUUUAUUCCUCCACAUUGCUUGUUUCUUUAUCGGAAAGGACAAGGACUACAUUGUUAACAUACUAGAUGGAUGUGAUUUCCAUACAAUUGUUGGCAUUCAAAAUCUCAUCGAUAGAUGUUUGGUGAGUAUUGAUGGUAAGGAGGUGCAGAUGCAUGACAUGAUCCUUGCAAUGGGAAGACAAAUUGUUUGCCUAGAAUCAGAGAAGCCUUGGAAGCGUAGUAGAGUGUGGCAACAUAAGGAUGCCUUCAAUAUCUUGACAGAAAAGAAUAUUCAAUUGAAGGCCUUGUCCUCGACAUGCACAUGCUCCCUAGAAACAGUCACAUAAACUCAACGGAGAUAGUCUUGGAAACCAAUGCGUUUGCAAGGAUGCAUGAACUAAAACUACUCCAUCUUAGUCAUGUACAACUCGACGGAUCUUAUGCAGAA